AAUUAAAACAAGGAAUUUCCCAAGACUUGGCUUCUUUCAGAUUAGACAGAUAUAAGAUAGCAAGGCAGUUAACAGAAAAAGCUAUCAAGGAGAAGAAGAUUUUCUCUAUUUACGGACACUACCCGGUGGUCCAGGCCGCUCUGCGAAGGAAGGGCUGGGUGGAGAAGAAGUUCCACUUUUUGCCCAUCAUUCCGGAUGUCGAGGACGAAGGCGCUGGGGUUACUGAUGUUACAUGUGGCAAAGUCAAAGAAAAUCAAGAAAUGGCCUUGGAGAAAACAGACGACAUCCACAACGUGAUGUCUAGGUUGGUAAAAAACGAGAUGCCGUACCUCCUCUGGACCAUCAAGAGGGACGCCAUUGACUAUCACAGCCUGACCUGCGACCAGAUGCUGAACCAUUAUGCAAAGACAGCCUCCUUCACCACCAAGAUCGGGCUGUGUGUGAACAUGCGGAGCCUGCCCUGGUACGUCCCGGCCAACCCAGACUCCUUCUUCCCGCGUUGCUACAGCCUCUGCACCGAGAGCGAACAGCAGGAAUUCCUGGAAGACUUCCGGCGCACCAUGGCAUCCAGCAUCCUCAAGUGGGUGGUCAGCCACCAGAGCUGCAGCAGGAGCGGCAGGAGCAAGCCCAGGGGCCAGAGGGAGGAGGCUGGGAGCAGCGACCUGAGCAGCAGGCAAGAUGCCGAAAAUGCUGAGGCAAAGCUCAGGGGUCUCCCGGGGCAGCUUGUGGACAUCGCGUGCAAGGUGUGCCAGGCCUACCUGGGGCAGCUGGAGCAUGAGGACAUCGACACGUCAGCGGACGCCGCGGAGGACCUCACCGAGGCCGAGUGGGAGGACCUGACACAGCAGUACUACUCCCUCGUUCA
Molecule: messenger RNA, 865 nt
Organism: Rhinopithecus roxellana (golden snub-nosed monkey)
Lineage: Eukaryota; Metazoa; Chordata; Mammalia; Primates; Cercopithecidae
Product: protein monoglycylase TTLL8-like
Biological process (GO): cilium movement; cilium assembly; protein polyglycylation
Cellular component (GO): cilium
Molecular function (GO): protein-glycine ligase activity, initiating
Source: RefSeq, a predicted model, not a curated record